Molecule: messenger RNA, 1731 nt
Organism: Trypanosoma cruzi
Lineage: Eukaryota; Euglenozoa; Kinetoplastea; Trypanosomatida; Trypanosomatidae
Exons: 1
Coding region: 1-1731 (576 amino acids)
Source: RefSeq, a predicted model, not a curated record
AUGCACUUCAGUGUGUUGGGGCGAGAUCCAAUGGUCCCAAACUCUCUGAAGCUUUCCAGCGAUGCCCAUGCAGAACCACGCACGGUCAAGGCGUCGGAUAUCUGUGAUGAGUCACCUUUCGCCGAACAUGAUGGUGGCGGCUCCUCGCAUCCUUGCAGGAACUGUGCCCACCCUCUCCCCUCCGGUGCGGAGCAUAAAGGAAGUGAAACGGACACCACGAUGUAUAUGUCAAUUGUUCAUCGCCUGCAAGAGAAGGUGCAUAACUUACAAGAGGCAUUGCUGGUCUCUAAUCAAUGCUCCUCUUUGCUAGACUCUCUUGUUCGGCCUGGAGAAACAUCCAUGACGGAAGUGUCAUUGCAGCAGGCACAAAAUUCUGGGGAGGGACAAGUCACGCGAAGGAUGCGCAACGAGUGGUCGAGGGCUGUGGAAGUAAACAAUGACAUCAUGUCAGUGCAACGUGUAUCAUCAAAGGUAGGCGUGGAAAGCGUUAACAAUUGGAUGAAUGGAACUUCCCUCAGCUCUUGGGAUCGCCGUGGUAUAAUCCACGACGAAAUCACCGCCCCCAGUCCCAAGGAGGAGGAAAUAGAAAAGGAAAUUGUGAUUCCCUCUUUUCACCCAAAGAAGGAGAAUGCUGGCGAUGCCAACAGCGCGUCGGCAAGUGCCCGCGUUGUUGUGGAUCCAGUCAUACUCGUGGAUAUCACCACUGUGAUGAACAAAAACAUGCCGCUUCACCCUGUCACGAAGUCCGAAAAUGCCGUUUCACGGUUUACUGUGGACGCGGAAGUGGAGCGUUUGACUGCUGAAAAUGUGAGGUUACGUGAGGAGUCCGCAGAGGUGCGGCGCGAGCUACAAAUCAGGGACGAUGAACUGCGACGCCGAGAGGCGGAACUGGCGAAGUUGAGCCAAGUUGUGAAGCAACUUCAGGAGUGCAACAGCACGUUGAAGGAGGAAGCUGCUGUUGUGCAUCGUCGCUGCGAUGAUGCGAUGGGGAUGGCGCGUGCCUCCGAACUGAAGGUAAAAGAGCUGACCGCGACGAUUGACUCACUUGAGACCGGGGACGAAAAACACUGCGACAGCUGCGCGGCCGCCAGGCAUGAGGCGGAGGAUGCAUGGAGGGAAGUACGGCGGUUGGACUCCGAGCUCCGCGCGUGGGGACCGAAGGAGCGUGAGCUGCAACGUCUCCGUGUAUUAAUGCGUUUUUCGGAGCUGAAGAAGGACAGUGACAGGCUCAAUGUCAUUGUGGGGGAAAUGGAAUCCGCCGAGUCUGAGCGAGACCGUCUCCGAGAAGAGAACCGACGUUGCCGUAAACUUCUUGCGGAGUAUCGGGACCGACUGGAAGCGGCCGUGACGAGCACCGUCAUGCCUGAGCCUCUUCCGGUGCCUGCAGCAGAAUGCCCUUCAGCAUGCGAAGAAAGUGAGGCGUGGCCUCAUUCUCAGCGGCCCCAUUCAGCGGGGAACCGGCCACAGGCGGCGGAUCGGAUACGCCGACCGCAAAAACCGGCGGUUGCGUCGAACACGGCUGGAAAAACACGGAAUGAGCCUCUAACACAUGGGCGGCAGAGACAAUUGUCUUUUGGUAGAAAGAAGAUGAGCUUUUUUUCAUGUGAUCUCAGCAGCAGUAGCAGGGGGUUGUGUUGUCUUUUUGGUAGCAGAGGCGGUGUCCUCAGUUAUCAUCGAGCGAUGAAAGGGUCCGUGAACUCCCGGCGCUUCCAAAAGACGCCCCUACAAUGA